AUGGUAGAACUUACCGAAGAAACAGAACAAACAGUUCAGGAACUGACACCCCAGCCGGUAGUACAGCAAAUGGAUAAUAAUGCAGAGAGUCCAACCAGUAACAAGGAAGUUAAAUCGUGUGCGUUCAAAGUUGAAAAGCCGAAAUUACCGAAGUUCAGUGGAGAUGUAAGAGACUACGUAAUAUUUCGGGCAGAUUUCAAGCAUGUUGUUGAAUCACAGUACAGCGACAGAGAUGCAAUAACAAUACUACGGGCAAGUCUUCAAGGAAAACCACUAGAACUGAUUAAGGGUAUAGGAUGUGAUUACAAAGCAGCAUGGGAGUAUCUCGACUCAAUUUAUGGAGAUCCACAAUUCAUAGCAGACACAAUUACGCAAGACAUAUCCAAGUUCAAAGCACUUCAGGAUGGCGAAGACGCUCGGUUUUGUGAACUGGUCCACCUAGUUAACAGAAGUUACAACACACUUAAAGAAGUCGGUCGGCCCAACGAUAUGAACAAUAAUCAUAUGUUAGGUUUAAUCGAGCAAAACAUGUCAAGUGAUGAUCGCAAGGUUUGGGCACGAGAUCUCGAGAGAGAGAAAAAGGAAGCCACACUGGAAAACAUUAUGAAGUGGAUGACAACAGAAAUGAAGUCCCGCAUGAGAGCAUCAGCCCCUCUGCGAAACCAAGGUAGAACAAGAUGGAACGUCAACCAUGUCGGGCAUGAAGAACACGAAAGGCACAAGUGUUGGUUGUGCAAGACCUCAACGCACUGGGUCGAUCAAUGUUCGAAGCUAGAAGGUAUGAGUCCAGAGAACCGAAUGAAGCUGAUAAGAGAAAAUCGUGCUUGCUUCUCAUGUUUGAAGAAAACCAGCAAGAAUCAUAAAGCAGCUACAUGCUCACAAAGACGCCAGUGUACAGGCAAAGUAAAUCGUCAACAAUGCAAGUCAUACCACCACCCCCUGCUGCAUGAAUCCAGUCCACCCAGUCAAGUUGGAGUUGCUUCAGUCAACAACGGCAAAGAAAGUAUGCUCCCAGUUAUUCAAGCGGAAGUUCUCGGUCAAGAAGGAAAGCGAAGGAAAGCUAACAUCUUAUUGGACUCUGGCGCACAAGUAAGCCUGAUUCGAAACUCGGUUGCCAAAGAUUUAAGGUUGAAAGGAAAGGAUGGGGAUGUAACCAUCACUAAAGUCGGAGGUGAAGAAGAGGAGAUCCAUACGAAGUUAUACAAAGUUAGUUUACUGUCACUCGAGAACAAUAGUGUUCAUCAUAUUACUGCUAUAGGAAUACCGUCCAUUAGUGACAAUGUCGCCCCAGUUGAGGUUGGUAAAGUCAGUGAGAAACUGGGUCUCGAAGGAAGAAAGAUUGUUCGAGGAAACGGUCCAAUAGACAUACUUAUUGGAAUUAAUCAUGCCAAGAUGCAUACCGGUGAGACAAAGGAAGCUGAAAAUCUAGUCGCUCGUCGGUCACCCCUCGGUUGGGUCGUGUUCGGUGCAACAAGUGGAUAUCAAAGAAGAGUUAACAAAGUGUUGCACGUUCAGCUGACAAAUCCAGUAGACAUGACAGACUUCUGGACAACGGAAGCAAUGGGUGUUACUACGAAGUCGUGUAAGUGCAAUCCCGAAAAGCUUAGUCCAAUCGAACUACGCGAAAAGAAGAUCAUUGAGGAUUCGUGUGAAAGAGUUGGAAAUCAGUGGAUGGUUUCAUAUCCGUGGAAAAAGGACAAAAACUUGCUACCAGACAACCGAAGCCAGGCACUCAAGAAACUAGAAGCCACCGAACGCUGCCUUACAAAAGAUCCCGCCAGCGCCAAAGAGUAUAACAAGCAGAUAACCGAAAUGAUAGCCCGCGUGCAGGCCCAAGUGAACUGAUAGUGGGCCUGCAAGCAAGGCCCGGUAUUUUGUACUUUCCGCGUUCACCCACGAACGCAGCAUUCUGAUUGGCUGUUUGCUGUUGGAUUCUAUAAUUAGGUCAUAUUAGGUCGAUUCUAUAAUUAAGGCUCUCGAUAAGUUCAAAAUUCGAAAAUUGAUCACUUUUUUCGAUUAUAAAUGGAACAAGAACAGACUGUUUAUUGUUUACUUGAAGCAUGGAUAAUAAAAUAAAUGGAUAGGAAACUAGCUGACGUGACCUAAUGUUUUUACUGGGAUUGAUGGCGUAGUUGGAUGCCUCAAUCUAGUUGAAAAUCAAAUUCUCAAAAACGGCAUGUUUAGCAAUAAUACAGCUAAACAUUUUAGUCAAAGAGCAAAUAAAUGUAACCACGCCAUUCUACGAUGAAAACUCUAAGUAUUCCCAGUCAAUUUUAGCAAAUAUUUCAAGCACUAAACAGUGAAAAAUACAUCACAAAUUUCAUUAAAAUUUGUGAUGCCAAUUUCGUAGCUACAAAUGUGAAAAAAUACAAAACAAAGACGAAAAACAUUUACCUUGAAUACUUUGUCGUGGCUUAGGCAUGUUUUUAAAACAAUUAGACCAGUUUAUGCUUCAAUAUCACUCUUUUAAAGUGGAAAAUAUAGCAAAACAACAAAAAUGCAGAGAACUUCGGUAACAUUCGGUAACAUUUAAUGCGAGUUUGUUUAUUAAUAUUUGGGUGCUGUCAUUGGUUCUUUUUUGACAAUUGACGCGCGAAUGGGGCGUGUUAUGAAAAGGGGCGUUUUACAAAAUACCGGGCCUUGCGUGCAGGCCCACUAUCAGUUCCCUUGGGCCUGCACGCGGGCUACCGAAAUGACUGAGUUGAAUUUGCUAGAAAGUAUCGAAGGAAGAAAUAACAAUCAUAUAGGUUUAGGUUUCGGGUUUCAAGGUUGGACACACUUUAAGUGUAGCGCAAAAAAACAUAAAACAUAUUAAUUCUUAAAGCUCUCAAUCGCCACUUUUAUACAGUUGCUCUUGUAAAAACAUUGUGAUCUAUCUGGACUACUUUAUUCUUGGUAUAUCUUGGUAAUCGUGUUAUUAUUUAGUGAUUAUCUUUGACCACGUAUAUUACUGUCUGGCUUCAGUAUUGCUGUCUGAAAUCUUGUAUACAACACCAAAUAUAACGCUGCUGAACGGAUAUAAAGCUUCAGUUGAAGUCUACUGGUGGAACAUUCGUACAAAUUUCUUACCGGCAUAUAUAUUCUUGGUUAGUCUUAAACUAUCGACUCACUAAAUAUUUUUACCGUUGGCCUGGACAACUUUGUUAUUCGUCGCUUAGUAACAGCACUUUAAAUUUUCCCGUGUUUAUUAAAAAGCUCAAAUAUAUACAACUGACAUCCUGUAAUCCGCAAUCCUACUGUUAAACACUCUCCUUUGCACUAUCCGUGAACUACCGUCAACCACAGAACAUCGUGGUUAGGAAACUUCUUAAAUUUAUUGCUUGGCACCCUUGCUAUUUUGAACAUAACGCAACUUGACCCUUCCUUGACCUUUGUCUGGCGUAUAGUUUAUAAUGGCAUUUGCUGUAUUGAUCCUCACUUAUUGGUUAUUGCUGCCUCGUAGAGGCAGCAUACUAAUUCUGUCGGUCCCAGGCUUUCCGCAAGUUAUGUGGAGGAGACAGGGAGAAAAAAUCGAGAUUUUAGAACAAUGGAUUGAUGACGUUUUGUGGCGUAUGAUUCGUUUCAGUGCAUAACUUCCGGUUUCUUCCCGAAUCAGUCUCGUGGUGUGGUUGGCAAGUUUAAUACAACAUUUUUUCAAAAAAUAUCGAAUACUCUUUCCGUUUUGGGUUGUCGUUUCAAAGUAAGUUAUCCUGAAAUGUUAUAUGUUUAUAUUUAUCUUGAAUUGCUAUAGGUUUUACAGUAAUAUACAUCGACUGUAUUUACAUACGAGUUUACAUAUACAACAUUUCUGUCUACAGUAUUAAAUAUGAAGCAGUUAAUAUAUACAUCGACUGUACUACGUUUACAACAUUUUUAUAUUUUGGUGUGUGUUCGCGGGGAUAUUUUGGUCAAAUCAAAUCAAAGGGGACCGUUCAUUUUAUAUGUUUCAAAAGCAGUGAAGUGUGAGCUCGCUACUUGCUACUGCGAAGUGUGAUCUCGCUAUAAUAUUUAUACUAGCAAAGUGUGAACUCGCUAUAUUUUUAUAUUUUAUACUAGCGAAGUGUGAUCUCGCUAGCUGGGCAAUCGUUGGCAAUAAUAAAGUUGUUUCGUGUUGUCAAAAGAUCAAGUCAUCAAGGUAUUGUAUAUCAAAAGUUACAAAUAUAUAUAGGUUGUGUGUCAAUAAGAAAAUUGCCAUUACAGUAAAAUGAUUAUGAUAUACAGUAAAGCCCCGCAUAAAAGUUCUGUGAAUUUUGACUUGAAACUUCACACAAUACUUUUUUAUAUUCUACAUAUUAAAUAGGAACUGUUGUUGCAUAAAAGUAUUGCUAUGACACUAAUAUGGUUGUUGUGACAUAUAUCCAAACUUAAAAAGUUUUUAAAAACUUGUAUUUUGGGUGCUUAAUUGCCAAAAUUUCAGACUAUAGUGGUUCUUAACCUACUGGUGGGGCUUUACUGUAUAUCAAAUAACUUAUGCAUAAUGAAGUCUCAAGGCUUGAUGCCUGCGAGAAAUACUGGUCUUAAUAGUCAUGACCUGGGACAAUUUCGAUAGUGGCCAUUUGCAAUUGAUUUAUUUUCCUGGUGCGAUGACUACUAUUAAAUCGAGCAGCAGUAUGAUGCCCACAUUGGAACACACAAUUGUAUACAAUAAUGCUCACAAUUUCUUCCUUAUUAUAUAUAUAGUCAUUACAAAUAAUGGUCAUCUGAAGCGGAUGUAUUAAACAAAAAUGUCAACAAAAUAGAUUUUGUCUCCCGAUUGGCAGAUUCAUUGUUCAGUUGUUCUACAGUAGGGAUAGCCUUGAAGGUGCCAUUAAAAUGAUACAGUAGUUGGGACAAAACUGACUUCAAAGGGCCUGUUCAUAUGGGCAAAAGUUAUCUCGGUUUAAGGCCCUGUUCACAUGAUCCCGGGAUAAACAACUGCCCCGCGACAAGUCAUUGACCCGGGGUACUGAUAUCUUCUGUUCACAUGAACAAAGCUAGCGCGGGUCAUGCCUAUAAAUACAUUACGCGGGAAUCAUUAAUUAUUCCCGCCAACAGGAAACGGUGAAAUAUUGCUAAAUAAAAAACGUUCUGAUAAAUGCAAGUCGUUAUUUUUUGUUAUGAUAUUUACAAAUAGAAUGUACUAGUUGAUUAUCAGCCAUAAUAAAAUGUGCUCAAUUCAUUGUUUCUGGUUGACCAGAUCAAAUUCUUUGAGUAACAUACUACAUGAUAUUAGCGACAAUUUUAUUUCAAUAUUUUUAGAAUCAUCACUUAUAGAUUUCUAAUGAUAUUGUCAAUCAUAUAACAAGUUUUUGUGGAGUCCAACGUGCUCUAAAUGUAAUUUUAGCCGAGAUUUUGAUCGUUUCACCAAAAUUCAAUUAUCCCGGGACAGUGUUCACAGGAGGAAAAGUUGUCCCAGCAAGGCGAGUGUCCCUGUCUACAGAAGUGAGGCACUCGGGUCAAUUCUUGUCCCAGGACAAGUAAAAUAUCAUGCGAACAGCACUAUUGUUUCAUAGAAGACAAUUUUUGUCCCGCGACAAUUGCUUGCCCCAAGACAUAACGCUGUCCUGGAUUCAUGUGAACAGGGCCUAAGGAGAAAACUUUUCGACUAGCCAAAUACUUUUGUUCUGUUCACAUGGAGAAACUUUACCUCGCUUACCGGGUAAAGUUUCCGGCUGUGACGUAGUGCUGAACAUGAAUUGAAUUGAAAAGUUGCUGACACAACAGAAAGUUAUCCCGCUAAGCGGGAAAGUUGUGUUCAUAUGGGAAAAACAUUAUCCCGGUCACCGAGAUCUCGGUACACGGAAAAAGUUGUUGUCUCAUAUGAACGCAAUGUAACUUUUCAUAUUAUUUUCAUACCAAGGUGAGAUCUCGCUUGUAAACUUGUUGAAAAGUUUUCUCGCUAACACGGAUAACUUUUGCCCAUAUGAACAGGUCCUUACUGGUAGUAUUUUAUGUAUGAAAUUUUAAUUAAAUUCUACAUAUCCAAUGAUUCAUUCAAGUAUUAUUGUUUGUUAUACAUGUUAUUGUACAGUAUUCAGUGGCAAGCUAGCCAUGACAACUGGUCAUGCUAAAAUUGCCAAUAAACCUGCAUCUAUCUGAAUAAUGCAAAUCAUUAAAAAUGUGCAUAGCAUGACCUGUAGACUUUCACAAAGUCCUUCCUUUUUUUAGAACGAAGGAAUUUUGAAGGAAGUAAUUUCUUGAAGAGUAAGGAAUUUGUGGAAGUCAAUAGGAUUUAAUAGCAUCAUAGAAAUUAUAAAUAACACUAGAGGAGGCAUCGCAAUCUUGACAUUAGGCAAAAAAUGAAUCCUGUUAUUGGGGGCAAAUUCCUGCAUGUGUAUUUGUGUUCCCAUUGGCGAGAGCAUGAUUUUAUAUCCAGGACCUACAUUUGCCCCCCCCCCCCCAAUAGACGGGUUCCCAAAUUUUUAACCUCAAUGCCUCUUCUAGUGUUAUUUAUAAUCUUUAUGAUUAGAAUAUCUAGCUGACCUUCGACUUUGUGCAAGCUGUUUUCGUAUUCAAAUUGCCCUUUUCCUACCUCCUGGUGUCUUAAGGGUGCCUUACGUGCUUGUGUGAUGGAAGACGGGUUGAGGCAGCAUUUUCCUUGCGAUAGUAACUUCUAGUAUUAAAUAUAUACCUCUACCUAUCUAGCUUAAGCAGAGACGCAUCCCAUGCCACACCAGAAUCUCUUGACUAUAGAACUUUGUAUGCAUCUCAAUUAAUGUCGAAUCCUAGCAUGAAAGAGUACUCUCAUCUCCAUAAUCCCCGUCGCCCUACAGGACAUAAGCCGCUGUCGUCAAAUUUGAAACUAAUCCGUGGACUUCACAUCGCAAUGAAUUUCUCUAUUUCUUUGACAUUUAUAUCUCUAUCAAAUGACGUCUCCACUAACCCUGGUCCCGUCCGCAACUUCUCAAUACCAAAACUUAUUAACUUAACGUACGUGGAUUAAAGAUCUCCCACCUAAACACAAGAAGCAUACUGCCAAAAAUAGACUCUCUCCGAUUACUAGUGAAAGAUAAUCCAUUUGAAGUCUUCUCAAUCUCUGAAACAUGGCUUAAAUCAAGUAUCUCAGACUCCGAAGUAGCUAUACCUGGCUAUUCAAUUGUCAGAAUGGACCGUCAUGGAAAAAUCGGUGGUGGCACUGCUAUAUACAUUCGUGAUGGUUUACCUUUUAAAACCCAAUCGGACCUAAUGAAUAAUACCUUGGAAAACAGUAUGGUUGAAAUUUUACGACCUAAGGCUAAAAAACUGUUUAUGUGUUGCGCUUGCAGAGCCCCAAACAACCCUGUUGAAAACUGCAUCAUCGAAUUGGAAAACGUCAUCCACAAACUUCCAAACAACAGCGAGUUUAUCUUGCUGGGUGACUUUAACAUUGACCUUAGCAAGAACAAUCGAUCUCCUUUCAAACGAUUACUGAAUAAUCUCUCUUGCCAGCUCCACCUGGACCAACUAAUCACAGAACCCACAAGAAUCACAGAAACAUCACAAACCACAAUUGACUUGAUUUUCGUUAACAAUACUCAGAGAAUUGUCAGAAUUGCUGUGAUUCCUUGUGCGUUGAGUGACCACUCUCUCGUGUUUUGCAUCUUUAAAGCUGGUGUUCCUAAAGCCCCGCCGCGUAUAUUUAAGUGAAUACCGCUCUUACAAAUGCUACAAUAAAGAGUCUUUCCUGCAAGAUCUUAGAAAUAACAAUUGGUCUGCUGCAGUAGAUGAUAACGAUAUUAAUGCUGCCGUUGACAACUGGUGCAAAUGUUUUACUGACAUAGCUGAUCUGCACGCGCCGAUCAAGAAAAUUCAAAAACAAACUGGUCUGCAUACCGCUGCUUCGUAAACAAAAAAGUGUGUGAAUGUAAGUCCCAAUACUACGAAAACCUGAUAAAAGCAAAUAAAAACAAUCUUUCUGGUCUAUGGAAAACUUUGAAUGAGUUGACAUCCCGCAACAUAAAAUCCUCAGCUCCAAGUUCAAUUAUAACAGACGGUGUAGAACACAAAAUCCAUGUGAUCUCUAUUCAAUAAAUUUUUUACCAGUAUUGGAAUAACUUUGGCAAAUGCGAUCAAACAAAAAUGUACGCAAUCCCGGUCUCCUGGAAAUCCACCACCAGGAGUCAAUUCAACCUUCAAAUUCCAAGAGAUUCAAAUUACGUCUGUUCUCAAGAAUUUAUCAAAACUAAAUCCACCGGUCUUGAUCGUAUCACCGCUCAACUAUUAAAAGAUGCUGCUGUAGUCAUCGCCCCAUCGCUAACCCAAAUAUUUAACCGAUCGCUAAGCUCCUCUACUUUCCCCCAAAUCUGGAAAAACGGUACAGUCACACCUAUCUUUAAAUCUGGGGAGCGCUCGAACAUGUCAAAUUACAGACCUAUUACAGUAUUGCCAACCCUAAGUAAGAUUUUGGAAUGUUUUGUUCACACACAAAUCUACAACUACCUAACCGAAAACAAAAUCCUAACUUCUAAUCAAUUUGGUUUUAGACCUAAACUAUCAACCAGCACUGCUUUGGCUUUCUUUACCGACAACAUUCUUGAAAACGCUGAUAACGGUCUGAUUACUGCCUCUGUUUUCUUGGACUUUAGUAAAGCAUUUGACACUGUUGACCAUGCUAUUCUGUUGUGUAAAUUAAAAUCCGUUGGCCUGGAUGACAAUUCCCGAAAUUGGUUCGAUUCCUACCUUUCCUCUCGUCAACAAGUAACAUCCAUCGACAAUACGCUGUCCAGCUCUCUACCUGUGUCAGUCGGCGGUUCCACAAGGAAGCAUUUUAGGGCCACUUCUCUUCAUUAUUUAUAUCAACGAUAUGCCCAACAUUGUUAA
Paramuricea clavata is the source of this 8757-nucleotide messenger RNA. The record is from the annotation of a GenBank genome assembly. Lineage: Eukaryota; Metazoa; Cnidaria; Anthozoa; Malacalcyonacea; Plexauridae.